AUGUUCCCACAGACUGUGUUCGCACAGACUAUGUUCCCACAGACUGUGUUCGCACAGGCUGUGUUCGCACAGACUGUGUUUGUACAGACUGUGUUCGCACAGACUAUGUUCCCACAGACUGUGUUCGCACAGACUGUGUUCCCACAGACUGUGUUCGCACAGACUGUGUUCCCACAGACUGUGUUCGCACAGGCUGUGUUCGCACAGACUGUGUUUGUACAGACUGUGUUCGCACAGACUAUGUUCCCACAGACUGUGUUCGCACAGGCUGUGUUCGCACAGACUGUGUUUGUACAGACUGUGUUCGCACAGACUAUGUUCCCACAGACUGUGUUCGCACAGACUGUGUUCGCGCAGACUGUGUUCCCACAGACUGUGUUCCCACAGACUGUGUUCGCACAGACUAUGUUCCCACAGACUGUGUUCGCACAGACUGUGUUCGCACAGACUGUGUUCGCGCAGACUAUGUUCCCACAGACUGUGUUCGCACAGACUAUGUUCCCACAGACUGUGUUCGCACAGACUAUGUUCCCACAGACUGUGUUCGCGCAGACUAUGUUCCCACAGACUGUGUUCCCACAGACUGUGUUCCCACAGACUGUGUUCGCACAGACUGUGUUCCCACAGACUGUGUUCCCACAGACUGUGUUCGCACAGACUAUGUUCCCACAGACUGUGUUCGCACAGACUAUGUUCCCACAGACUGUGUUCGCACAGACUAUGUUCCCACAGACUGUGUUCGCACAGACUAUGUUCCCACAGACUGUGUUCGCACAGACUAUGUUCCCACAGACUGUGUUCGCACAGACUAUGUUCCCACAGACUGUGUUCGCACAGACUAUGUUCCCACAGACUGUGUUCGCACAGACUGUGUUCCCACAGACUGUGUUCGCACAGACUAUGUUCGCACAGACUGUGUUCACACAGACUGUGUUUGCACAGUCUGUGUUCGCACAGACUGUGUUCGCACAGACUGUGUUCACACAGACUGUGUUCGCACAGACUGUGUUCGUACAUGUGUUCGCACAGACUGUGUUCGUACAGACUGUGUUCACACAGACUGUGUUCGCACAUGUGUUCGCACAGACUGUGUUCGCACAGACUGUGUUCGUACAUGUGUUCGCACAGACUGUGUUCGCACAGGCUGUGUUCGCACAGACUGUGUUCGCACAGACUGUGUUCGCACAGACUGUGUUCGCACAGACUGUGUUCGUACAUGUGUUCGCACAGACUGUGUUUGUACAUGUGUUCGCACAGGCUGUGUUCGCACAGACUGUGUUCACACAGUCCGUGUUUGUACAGACUGUGUUCGUACAGACUGUGUUCGCACAGACUGUGUUCGUACAUGGGUUCGCACAGACUGUGUUCGCACAUACUGUGUUCGUACAUGUGUUCGCACAGACUGUGUUCGCACAGACUGUGUUCCCACAGACUGUGUUCGCACAGACUAUGUUCGCACAGACUGUGUUCGCACAGACUGUGUUCGCACAGACUGUGUUCACACAGACUGUGUUCGCACAGUCUGUGUUCGUACAGACUACUGUGUUCGCACAGGCUGUGUUCGCACAGGCUGUGUUCGCACAGACUGUGUUCGCACAGACAGUGUUCGCACAGUCUGUGUUCGCUCAGACUGUGUUCGUACAGACUGUGUUCACACAGACUGUGUUCGCACAGACUGUGUUCGCACAGACUGUGUUCGUACCUGUGUUCGCACAGACUGUGUUCGUACAUGUGUUCGUACAGACUGUGUUCGUACAUGUGUUCGCACAGGCUGUGUUCGCACAGACUGUGUUCCCACAGACUGUGUUCGCACAGUCCGUGUUUGUACAGACUGUGUUCGCACAGACUGUGUUCGCACAGACUGUGUUCGCACAUACUGUGUUUGUACAUGUGUUCGCACAGACUGUGUUCGCACAGACUGUGUUCCCACAGACUGUGUUCGUACAGACUGUGUUCGCACAGACUGUGUUCGCACAGACUGUGUUCGCACAGACUGUGUUCGUACAGACUGUGUUCGUACAGACUGUGUUCCCACAGGCUGGGUUCGCACAGACUGUGUUUGCACAGACUGUGUUCGUACAUGUGUUCGCACAGACUGUGUUCGCACGGACUGUGUUCGUACAUGUGUUCGCACAGGCUGUGUUCGCACAGACUGUGUUCGCACAGACUGUGUUCGUACAUGUGUUCGCACAGGCUGUGUUCGCACAGACUGUGUUCGCACAGACUGUGUUCGCACAGACUACUGUGUUCGCACAGACUGUGUUCCCACAGACUGUGUUCGUACAGACUGUGUUCGCACAGACUGUGUUCGCACAGACUGUGUUCGCACAGACUGUGUUCGUACAGACUGUGUUCGUACAGACUGUGUUCCCACAGGCUGGGUUCGCACAGACUGUGUUUGCACAGACUGUGUUCGUACAUGUGUUCGCACAGACUGUGUUCGCACGGACUGUGUUCGUACAUGUGUUCGCACAGGCUGUGUUCGCACAGACUGUGUUCGCACAGACUGUGUUCGUACAUGUGUUCGCACAGGCUGUGUUCGCACAGACUGUGUUCGCACAGACUGUGUUCGCACAGACUGUGUUCGCACAGACUGUGUUCGCACAGACUGUGUUCGUACAUGUGUUCGCACAGACUGUGUUCGUACAUGUGUUCGCACAGGCUGUGUUCGCACAGACUGUGUUCGCACAGACUGUAUUCGCACAGACUGUGUUUGCACAGACUGUGUUCGCACAGUCUGUGUUCGUACAGACUGUGUUCGUACAGACUGUGUUCGCACAGGCUGUGUUCGCACAGACUGUGUUUGUACAGACUGUGUUCGCACAGACUAUGUUCCCACAGACUGUGUUCGCACAGGCUGUGUUCGCACAGACUGUGUUUGUACAGACUGUGUUCGCACAGACUAUGUUCCCACAGACUGUGUUCGCACAGACUGUGUUCCCACAGACUGUGUUCGCGCAGACUAUGUUCCCACAGACUGUGUUCGCACAGACUGUGUUCCCACAGGCUGUGUUCGCACAGACUGUGUUCCCACAGACUGUGUUCGCACAGACUAUGUUCGCACAGACUGUGUUCGCACAGACUGUGUUUGCACAGUCUGUGUUCGCACAGACUGUGUUCGCACAGACUGUGUUCGCACAGACUGUGUUCGCACAGACUGUGUUCGCACAGACUGUGUUCGUACAUGUGUUCGCACAGACUGUGUUCGUACAGACUGUGUUCACACAGACUGUGUUCGCACAUGUGUUCGCACAGACUGUGUUCGCACAGACUGUGUUCGUACAUGUGUUCGCACAGACUGUGUUCGCACAGGCUGUGUUCGCACAGACUGUGUUCGCACAGACUGUGUUCGCACAGACUGUGUUCGCACAGACUGUGUUCGUACAUGUGUUCGCACAGACUGUGUUUGUACAUGUGUUCGCACAGGCUGUGUUCGCACAGACUGUUUUCACACAGUCCGUGUUUGUACAGACUGUGUUCGUACAGACUGUGUUCGCACAGACUGUGUUCGUACAUGUGUUCGCACAGACUGUGUUCGCACAUACUGUGUUCGUACAUGUGUUCGCACAGACUGUGUUCGCACAGACUGUGUUCCCACAGACUGUGUUCGCACAGACUGUGUUCGCACAGACUGUGUUCGCACAGACUGUGUUCACACAGACUGUGUUCACACAGACUGUGUUCGCACAGUCUGUGUUCGUACAGACUGUUCGCACAGACUGUGUUCGCACAGACUGUGUUCGUACAUGUGUUCGCACAGACUGUGUUCGCACAGGCUGUGUUCGCACAGACUGUCGCACAGACUGUGUUCGCACAGACUGUGUUCGCACAGCGUUUCCCAGCUGUGUCGCGUACAGACUGUGUUCACAGACUGUGUUCGCACAGGACUGUGUUCGCACAGACUGUGUUCGCACAGACUGUGUUCGCACAGACUGUGUUCGUACAGACUGUGUUCGCACAGACUGUGUUCGUACUGUGUUCGCACAGGCUGUGUUCGCACAGACUGUGUUCGCACAGACUGUGCGCACAGACUGUGUUCGCACAGACUGUGUUCGCACAUGUGUUCGCACAGACUGUGUUCGUACAUGUGUUCGCACAGGCUGUGUUCGCACAGACUGUGUUCGCACACGGACUGUAUUCGCACAGACUGUGUUUGCACAGACUGUGUUCGCACAGUCUGUGUUCGUACAGACUGUGUUCGUACAGACUGUGUUUGCACAGACUGUGUUUGCACAGACUGUGUUCGUACAUGUGUUCGCACAGACUGUGUUCGCACAGACUGUGUUCGCACAGACUGUGUUCGUACAUGUGUUCGCACAGACUGUGUUCGUACAUGUGUUCGUACAUGUGUUCGCACAGACUGUGUUCGCACAGACUGUGUUCGCACAGACUGUGUUCGCACAGACUGUGUUCCCACAGAUUGUGUUCGUACAGACUGUGUUCGUACAGACUGUGUUCGCACAGACUGUGUUCGCACAGACUGUGUUCGUACAUGUGUUCGCACAGACUGUGUUCGUACAUGUGUUCGCACAGGCUGUGUUCGCACAGACUGUGUUCGCACAGACUGUAUUCGCACAGACUGUGUUUGCACAGACUGUGUUCGCACAGUCUGUGUUCGUACAGACUGUGUUCGUACAGACUGUGUUUGCACAGACUGUGUUUGCACAGACUGUGUUCGUACAUGUGUUCGCACAGACUGUGUUCGCACAGACUGUGUUCGCACAGACUGUGUUCGCACAGACUGUGUUCGUACAUGUGUUCGCACAGACUGUGUUCGUACAUGUGUUCGUACAUGUGUUCGCACAGACUGUGUUCGCACAGACUGUGUUCGCACAGACUGUGUUCGCACAGACUGUGUUCCCACAGAUUGUGUUCGUACAGACUGUGUUCGUACAGACUGUGUUCGCACAGACUGUGUUCGCACAGACUGUGUUCGCACAGACUGUGUUCGUACAGACUGUGUUCCCACAGGCUGUGUUCGCACAGACUGUGUUCGUACAGACUGUGUUCCCACAGACUGUGUUCCCACAGACUGUGUUCCCACAGACUGUGUUCCCACAGACUGUGUUCCCACAGACUGUGUUCCCACAGACUGUGUUCGCACAGACUGUGUUCGCACAGACUGUGUUCGUACAGACUGUGUUCGUACAGACUGUGUUCUGUACGAACACACACACACCUUCUUCAUGA
Messenger RNA from Knipowitschia caucasica, 5190 nucleotides. Lineage: Eukaryota; Metazoa; Chordata; Actinopteri; Gobiiformes; Gobiidae. The record is from the annotation of a GenBank genome assembly.